Molecule: messenger RNA, 2583 nt
Organism: Plectropomus leopardus (leopard coralgrouper)
Lineage: Eukaryota; Metazoa; Chordata; Actinopteri; Perciformes; Serranidae
Gene: uxs1
Product: UDP-glucuronate decarboxylase 1
Biological process (GO): D-xylose metabolic process
Cellular component (GO): cytoplasm
Molecular function (GO): UDP-glucuronate decarboxylase activity; NAD+ binding
Source: RefSeq, a predicted model, not a curated record
AAAUCGAGCCACGAGUAAUCGCUCAUGUGCAAGUCCUCGGCCCAACAGAGAGGAGCAAACUCCGGCAUGUGUGCAUUUGUGCGCCGUUAAAAUGAACAGCUCUUUUGUUUCCCCGAUACUUAACUGAAUAUAAAUGUGAGGACGGAUUCGCGUCUGUUGCUUUUCGGCGGCAGCUAUGAACGGAGGAAAAAAUACGCUGUCAGUUGAGUAGCUAACUAGCUAGCCGAAGCUAACGUGGUGCUAUCGGCUAACCGUUUUGGGUUCACAGUGUAAUUUGUUGCUGUCGCAGCGUGUAAAUGUAACUUCACCAUAUCCGUUUACACGGGAAAUGAUGCGUUGAUGGCGAUAUAAGUAUUAGGGACAAAUGCCGCUGAUAGAUAAGUUUGUAUGUAGUCGUAAGUGUUGACACUAACACAGUGUUGCCUGUGUGUAACAGUCACCCUGUUAGCCACGUAAACCGCUCCUGCUUGGUGUUGACGUAGCAAGAGCAGCUAGCUUCCCUGUCCUGUCAAGCUAGUUUCGUUUAAUGUCAAUUAGGAGUGCUAAAUCAUUGACAUUGUGCCUAAUAAACCAAGACAUCCGGAAGACCGAGCUCCACAGAGGACAUGCACAUUGUGAGACAAAAUGCUAUAGCUGGACUCGGACGUGUGGCUCGUUGGGUUCUGGUCCUGUUGCACUGAGCGGAUGAUGAAGCGGGUCAUCUGGCUGAUAUCAGGAUUAAACAGAAGAAUGAUGAAGCUGCUCUUUGCCCUCGCUUUGAUCGCCUACAUUGCCUCUGUCUGGGGAACAUAUACGAACAUGAGAUCAAUACAGGAACACGGAGAAAUGAAGAUUGAGCAGAGAAUUGAUGAAGCUGUGGCUCCUCUCAGAGAGAAGAUUCGUGAUCUGGAACAAAGUUUUUCUCAGAAAUACCCACCUGUCAAAUUCCUGUCAGAAAAGGAUCGGAAGAGAAUACUGAUCACUGGUGGGGCUGGUUUUGUGGGUUCCCACUUGACUGAUAAGCUGAUGAUGGACGGCCAUGAGGUGACCGUGGUGGACAACUUCUUCACAGGAAGAAAAAGGAAUGUAGAGCACUGGAUCGGCCACGAAAACUUCGAGCUCAUCAAUCAUGAUGUGGUGGAGCCUCUCUACAUUGAGGUGGACCAGAUCUAUCACCUGGCGUCUCCAGCCUCCCCUCCAAACUACAUGUACAAUCCCAUCAAAACACUCAAGACCAACACCAUUGGCACUCUUAACAUGCUUGGUUUGGCCAAACGUGUGGGUGCCAGACUUCUCUUGGCUUCUACCUCUGAGGUUUAUGGAGAUCCAGAGGUGCAUCCACAAAAUGAGGAGUACUGGGGGCACGUGAAUCCGAUCGGUCCUCGAGCAUGCUACGAUGAAGGGAAACGUGUAGCAGAGACCAUGUGCUACGCCUACAUGAAACAGGAAGGAGUAGAGGUGCGGGUAGCAAGAAUCUUCAAUACAUUUGGCUCCCGAAUGCACAUGAAUGAUGGACGAGUCGUCAGCAACUUCAUCCUGCAGGCUCUUCAGGGAGAGCCUCUCACUGUGUAUGGAACUGGUUCCCAAACAAGAGCCUUUCAGUAUGUGAGUGAUCUGGUGAACGGCCUGGUGCUGUUAAUGAACAGUAACAUCAGCAGUCCAGUCAAUCUGGGGAACCCAGAGGAGCAUACCAUAUUGGAGUUUGCUCGUCUCAUCAAAAGUCUUGUUGUGAGCCGAAGUCAAAUCCAGUUCCUUCCAGAGGCCCAGGACGACCCACAGAGGAGAAGACCUGAUAUUCGAAAAGCAAAGAUGAUGCUUGGCUGGGAGCCGGUGGUGCCUCUGGAGGAAGGCCUGAACAAAACGAUCCAGUACUUCAGCAGGGAACUCGAGCACCAAGCCAACAAUCAGUACAUCCCCAAACCGAAAGCGGCCCGCAUGAAGAAAGGAAGACCCAGACACAACUGAGGUCGGGUUUUCCACCACACACACGGUGUUAAGAUUCCUCAGAGGACCCUUGAAGAGCAACUCUCUAAAAUACACUGUUGUGCAGAGCGUUCUGGGAUAUGGUGUCUUUUUUUUUUUCUUUUUUUCUUUUUUGAGAAGCAGAGACGACUUUCUCUUUAAAGAGUGUAGUGUUGCCUUGCAUUGGAGCUGCACUGAGAGGUCAAUGCUUUCCACAGGGGAGCUUGUGUGUUGGAUGGACAAACUUGAAUCAAGAAAGAAAUCUAAGGCAAGAAAUCUGAACCCAGCCUACUUUUUUUUGUGAAUUUAUGCUUUUGCUAUUUAAAUCGCAGACGUGAGAAUCUUGCAAACAGCUCGUACUGUGCGCCAGUGCUUCGUGUUUAUUUUAUCAGUUUCAUGGUGUUUUGUCUCCAGAGAUGAGGGACCUGAUGUUGUUUUUCCACUGGAUGUUUUGUCGUCUUAUCAGUGGCCUGUCAGUCAACACCCUGCUGGCUGUUGAUGCGGACUGGGCAAAGCUUCGAGAAAGACUGUUACAGCAUCAAUAUGUGUUCAUCAGGACAUCACUGCUUUGUGAAAUCUCAUUUCAGGAUGUGCAUUAUUAAUUUCAGAUGAAGAUGCUAUUUUAAUAAAAUUUGUCCAAUA